GUAAUAAAUUUGGCUAGGAGUCGCCGUCUUCUUUCCUCUGACAUUCCACCUCUGCAAAUCCCACCCCUUAACUUUCUUUUACUCCAUAUAUACCACUCCAACCCCAUUUUGCCCUAACCCUUUUCUGAAUUUCCCAACUAUUAUCCUUCCUCUCAUCCUCUGCCCCAUCAAACCUGUUUUAUAUGGAGUAUAUAGUAAUAUGUAUAAAAUAUAUACACACACCCAGGUUAGAUAAUUUCUCUCUCUACAUAUCUGGUGGUAUAUAACACCCAGAGGAACACAAAAUCCCUCAUACUUUGGUGUCAUCUUUAAUGGGUUGUCUCUGAGAUAGUUUAUUGUGAAUUUUAAGUAAUUUCGCGAUACCGGUCUUGUGAGCAAUGCCUGGAGUUGUCGUGGAUGAAAUUGUUGAAGAUGGGGUUGUGAAUGAAAAUGGAAGUUCUUCUCCAUUGAAGGAGAAUUCAGUUGAAAACAACUCCCCUAAAAAUGUGCCAAUGCCACAAGGUCCCCCACUUGAAGCCCCUGUUGAUGGAGCAGUGGUGGAACCAUCAAUUGAGCAGCUUUAUGAUAAUGUAUGUGAGAUGCAGAGUUCUGAUCAGUCACCCUCUAGGGCUAGCUUCGGAUCCGAAGGCGAAGAGUCGAGAAUUGAUUCGGAGUUGCGCCAUCUCGUCGGUGGAGAGAUGAGGGAAGUGGAAAUAAUGGAAGAGGAAGUAGAUAUGGAGAAGAGGGGAGAUGAGUGCCAUAGCGAUUCAGGUUCUAAGAAGGAAAUAAGUUUGUCUACUGGUAAGAAAUCCCCUUCUUCAGUAAAAUCAAAGAAAGCUUCUCAGUUGGAGUUGGAAUCAGAAUCCUCCUCCAAAUCAAAUCUCAAGAGCAAAAGUCCUCAACAGAAGCCUCCUGCGGAUAAGAACUCGAGAAAACCAAAAGCAGGAGGAAUCUCGACUAAGAAACCAAGGAAUUUGCCAGCGGGAGCGGUGAAAUUGCAGAAUGGGACUGAGGACUCAUCUGAAUCCGGGUUAGAUAACCCAGAUCUUGGACCAUUUCUGCUUAAACAGGCAAGGGAUUUGAUUUCUUCUGGGGAUAAUCCCCAAAAAGCCCUCGAAUUAGCCCUUCGAGCGGCAAAGUCCUUUGAGAUAUGUGCAAAUGGGAAGCCCAGUUUAGAUUUGGUCAUGUCAUUACAUGUCACUUCUGCAAUAUACUGUAACUUAGGCCGCUAUACUGAGGCGAUUCCAGUUCUUGAGCACUCAAUUGAGAUUCCAGUUCUUGCGGAAGGUCAAGACCAUGCCCUUGCUAAAUUUGCUGGUCAUAUGCAGUUGGGCGAUACAUACGCAAUGCUAGGCCGACUUCAGAACUCUAUAGAAUCCUACAUGACAGGUUUGGAAAUACAGAGGCAAAUCUUGGGUGAAACUGAUCCAAGAGUGGGUGAGACUUGUCGAUAUUUGGCUGAAGCUCAAGUUCAAGCAUUGCAAUUCGAUGAGGCAAAGAAAUACUGUCAAAUGGCACUUAACAUCCAUAAAGAGAAUGGUUCACCCGCUUCACUUGAAGAGGCGGCAGAUAGGCGGCUCAUGGGUCUGAUAUGCGAAACGAAAGGAGAUCAUGAGGCGGCUCUUGAGCAUCUUGUUUUGGCUAGUAUGGCCAUGGUGGCAAAUGGGCAGGAAACGGAGGUGGCAUCAGUGGAUUGCAGCAUUGGAGACACAUAUUUAUCCUUAACUAGGUAUGAUGAGGCGGUUUUCGCAUAUCAGAAGGCACUAACAAUUUUCAAGUCUUCCAAAGGGGAAAAUCACCCGGCAGUUGCUUCUGUUUUUGUCCGUCUGGCUGACUUGUAUAAUAGAACUGGCAAAUUGAGAGAGUCAAAAUCCUAUUGUGAGAACGCCCUUCAUAUUUACGAAAAACCCGUUCCUGGGAUUCCUCCAGAAGAGAUUGCCAGUGGUCUAACCGAUGUUUCUGCUAUAUAUGAGUCGAUGAAUGAGAUUGACCAGGCACUCAAGUUGUUGCAAAAGGCUUUGAAGAUAUAUAAUGAUGCGCCUGGUCAGCAAAGCACGAUUGCUGGAAUCGAGGCACAGAUGGGAGUCAUGUACUACAUGUUGGGAAACUACUCUGAGUCAUAUUCCUAUUUUAAGGAUGCUGUGUCGAAGCUUCGGGCGAGUGGCGAGAAGAAAUCUGCCUUCUUUGGGAUUGCUCUUAACCAGAUGGGGCUUGCUUGUGUGCAGCGGUAUGAGAUAAAUGAGGCUGCGGAAUUGUUUGAAGAAGCUAGGAGUAUACUGGAAUCGGAAUGUGGACCCUAUCACCCUGACACGCUUGGGGUAUAUAGCAAUCUUGCGGGCACAUAUGAUGCCGUUGGGAGGUUGGAUGAUGCAAUUGAGAUACUGGAACAUGUGGUUGGGAUGAGAGAGGAAAAGCUUGGAACAGCAAAUCCUGAUGUAGAUGAUGAAAAGAAGAGGUUGGCCGAGUUAUUAAAAGAUGCAGGCAGGGUCCGCAGCCGGAAAGCCACAUCACUUGAGAACCUCCUUGAUGCCAACCCUCAUACUGUAAACAAGGAUGGCAUUAAGGUAUGAUAAUGUACUAUAUGAUAAUUUUAUUUAAGCAAAGAACAAAUUGAAAAGAAAGAAGUAUAGGUUGUUGGUGUGUCCAUUAGAUCCUUGUAAUGGGGAGCAAAAUGAAAUAACUGGGUGGGAUUAUGCUUGUAACACAUUGAUUUGUUUUGUAUUGCAUUUUUCAAAUGGCUGUACAAAUUUCUUGGUGUUAAAUAUCUGUAUAUUUGUGUUCAAUAAUUCAAUGAUCGAUGAGUUUUUGGUA
Rhododendron vialii is the source of this 2790-nucleotide messenger RNA. RefSeq names its product protein KINESIN LIGHT CHAIN-RELATED 3-like. The transcript has 3 exons. The record is from RefSeq and is a predicted model, not a curated record. Lineage: Eukaryota; Viridiplantae; Streptophyta; Magnoliopsida; Ericales; Ericaceae. Gene Ontology annotation, molecular function: protein binding. Bases 378 to 2549 code for a protein of 723 amino acids.